Gadus morhua (Atlantic cod) is the source of this 2903-nucleotide messenger RNA. RefSeq names its product enoyl-CoA, hydratase/3-hydroxyacyl CoA dehydrogenase (gene ehhadh). Gene Ontology annotation, cellular component: peroxisome. Gene Ontology annotation, molecular function: (3S)-3-hydroxyacyl-CoA dehydrogenase (NAD+) activity; NAD+ binding. The coding region runs from base 286 to 2424 and encodes 712 amino acids. Gene Ontology annotation, biological process: fatty acid beta-oxidation. The record is from RefSeq and is a predicted model, not a curated record. NCBI's taxonomy places the organism in Eukaryota, Metazoa, Chordata, Actinopteri, Gadiformes, Gadidae. The transcript has 7 exons.
CUGGGCGCUGCAUUACCGGAGUUGUAGUCUCUUUUUCCCUUGACCCUUUGGCCCAGGAUUACGAGUUAGGGUUUAUAGGGUUCAGGGUUUGUAGGGUUCAGGGUCAGGACCAGUAACAUUAUGACGUAGAGCAAAUGACAGGAAGGGUCGACCAAAACAGAAACUGCUUUCAAUGAUUCCUUGUCGGCUCGUUUGUAAGCAAACAGUGUGAGAGGUUAAAGGUUGCCUCAAACAGUCUGAGUAUUCAUUGUACAGAACGAAAGUUCAAGAUAGCCUCGAACAGUCAUGGCUCAAUACAGAAUAGUCUCGGGAUCCGUUGCGGUGAUUUCCAUCCAGAAUCCGCCGGUAAACGCACUGAGCGCGGCCGUGAGAGAAGGUUUGCUCCUCUCCGUCAGAGCGGCGGCCAGCGACCCCCUGGUGCGCUCCGUGGUCAUCAGUGGGCACAACGGACCAUUCUGCGGCGGAGCGGACAUCAAGGAAUUUGGAAAUGUAUCGCAUUUGGAAUCUGGACCUCAUCUGGUGGAGAUCUUUGAGUCAGUGGAGGCCCUGGCCAAACCGGUGGUGGCUGCCAUUGAAGGAUUCGCUCUUGGAGGUGGCCUUGAGUUGGCGUUGGCGUGUCACUAUCGCUUCGGACAUUCGGAAGCCAGAGUAGGUCUUCCUGAGGUGUCUUUAGGGUUACUUCCUGGUGCUGGGGGAAGCCAGCGUUUACCCAGGCUGCUAGGAGUAAGAGCUGCCUUGGAUAUGAUCGUUACAGGGCGCCAUGUGGCCGCCGGUGAGGCUUUGAAACUGGGCCUGCUGGACAGACUGACGGACGGUAACACGGUGGACGCCGCAGUAAGGUUCGCCCAGAGCGCUGAAGGAAAACCCCUGGACGACCGUCGCCUUGGCAACCGUCCAUGCCCCCCCCUGGAGAACAUUGACGCUUUCUUCGAAGAGGCCCUGAUCCAUGCGAGGGGGCGGGCCCGCGGCGCGGCGGCCCCCCUGGCGUGCGUGCAGGCGGUCCGAGGGGCGGCCACCCUGCCCUUCCUCAAGGGCAUGGAGCUGGAGAAGAGGCUGAUGGAGACCCUGAUGACCUCGGGCCAGGCACAGGCCUCACGCUACUGCUUCUUCACUGAGAGGGGCGCGGCCCGCUGGACCACGCCCACCGGGGCCCGCUGGGACACAUGCAGGGCCCGGCCAAUCAGCACAGCCGCAGUGAUCGGUCUAGGGACUAUGGGCAGAGGUAUCACGGUGGCGCUGGCCAGAGCGGGCCUGUCCGUUGUCGCCGUGGAAACCCAAGAGCAUCAGCUGGACGAGGCCCAGCGAGCCGUGAGCCGCAUGUUGAAGGGCGGAGGGGGGGUGAGCUACAGUGCUGAUCUACAGGCCGCAGCCGGAGCAGACCUGGUGGUGGAGGCCGUGUUUGAAGACAUGGCCGUUAAGGAGGAGAUCUUCAAGCAGCUGUCGUCCGUCUGUAAACCCGGCGCCCUGCUGGCCACUAACACCUCCAGCCUGGACAUCGACCGCCUGGCCUCCUGCACCCUCCGCCCAGAACAGGUGCUGGGGUUGCACUUCUUCGCCCCGGCUCACGUCAUGAGGCUGCUGGAGGUGGUGUCCGGGCCUCGCACCUCUCCCCAGACGGUGGCCGCAGCAAUGCAGCUGGGGAGGAGGAUGGGCAAGGUGUCCGUGGCAGUGGGUAACUGCCCGGGGUUUGUCGGCAAUCGCAUGCUGAAGCCUUACCUGGAACAGGCUUACUUCCUGCUGGAGGAGGGAGCCAGCCCCGAGCUGGUGGAUGCUGCCUUGGAGGAGUUUGGAUUCCCGAUGGGCGUGUUCAAGAUGUCCGACCUCUCGGGACUGGAUAUCGGCUGGAGGGUUCGGAAGGAGGAGGGGCUGACGGGGCCUGGUGUCACGGCAGAUCAGCCAAUGAGAACCCGCCGCGGCCGCAGGUAUAGCCCCCUGGGGGACCUGAUGUGUGAGGAAGGACGGUAUGGUCAGAAAACCGGCCGGGGCUGGUACCUGUACGACCGGCCCGGCGCCAGAGUGGCCCGCUCCGACCCAUGGCUGCGGAGCUUCCUGGAGGAAUACCGGGAGCGGCACGGCCUGCUGGCCCGGCGCAUUGACCAGCAGGAGGUGCUGGAGCGCUGUCUGUACGCCUUAAUCAAUGAGGGCUUCCGCGUCCUGGAGGACGGAGUAGCAGCCAGCCCCCAGAACAUCGACGCCAUCUAUGUGUUCGGUUACGGCUGGCCCAAGCAUCGUGGAGGUCCCAUGUUCUACGCAGCCCAGGUGGGCCUGGCCCGAGUCCUGGAGGGGCUGGAGAAGUACCACAAGGCCCACCCCGACAGCCCCCACCUGCAGCCCUGCAGCCUGCUGAGGAGGCUGGUCGCCAGUGGCAGCCCUCCCAUACACAAGUGGAGCGAGGUGGUCAAGGGGCACCGCAGCCAGCUGUAGACCGCCCUGCUCUUCAUCGGCCAUUCCAACCAUCCCUUUGAUGAAGAAGGAUACCGAUGUCCUGGGAGGAGUUUGUCUGUUACUGUGAUUUUUGCUGUCAAUAAGUUUAGUUACAAGGCAAGCACAUGAUGUGAAUGCAUGCUAAUCGGCCAAUGGGUAAUUUUCCCUACUUUGUAAUUUAUGGCAGUAAUCAGGUCCUUUCAAAUCACAAUCGGAGAAGUGUAGAACAGUUAACAGGACCAAGAAGAUGAGAAGAGCAACGACAAGAAGACAUUUGCAAAUCAAUGGAUGAAUGGAUGAACUAAUUAGGUAGCUGCAGCUGUUUGUUUAAUGAUGAAGCAAGCAGCUAUAGCUUUCGACACUGCCUCUGCCUUUGCAACUUUUUGUUUAAUGAUAUGAUUUCUGUGAUUGAUGAGUUUGAAUCAAUGCAUAUGCUUAACGGCCAAUAAAGUAAAAGCAUUAAACCUUUGAUGAAUAAG